This is a messenger RNA of Vigna angularis (adzuki bean), 1617 nucleotides long. Its product is annotated as inactive protein RESTRICTED TEV MOVEMENT 2. Bases 97 to 1530 code for a protein of 477 amino acids. The transcript is spliced from 2 exons. The record is from RefSeq and is a predicted model, not a curated record. Lineage: Eukaryota; Viridiplantae; Streptophyta; Magnoliopsida; Fabales; Fabaceae.
AUACAACGAAAAUUUAAACAAUAACAUAUCCCAUUCAAAGCAUUUUGUGACAGAAUUUCAGUAAAAAGACUUUUUAGCCUAUAACAUUGUGCAGCUAUGGCUUCCAGGCAGAGAACAACAUCUUUCCGUCCACAACUUUCUGUUCGACGCGAGUACGAGACUUUGCAGCCUCAAUCAGAGACUAAAGAACUCCCAGAAGCUUAUCUUCUACAUGUUUAUCUUCCUGGUUUUCCAAGGGAAAGUGUAAAGAUAACUUAUGUGGCCCCUUCACGAACGGUGAGGAUAUCUGGAGAAAGACAAGUUCGAGGGACAAUAUGGCAACGAAUUGACCAAUCAUAUCCCAUUCCUGAUUAUUGUGAUGCAGAGGCACUUCAGGGUAAGUAUGAAGCUCCUGUUCUCAUCCUUACAAUACCAAAGAAGUCCACGACCGCAUCACAAGCUGCACCUAAACAACAAGAAGUGGGAACAUCCCAAGACAAAGGUGCAGUGGCUGAAUCAAAGCCUGAUGAAAAAGUUCAGGAUGCUACUCCACCACAACCUACGACUACAACUAAAGUGGAAGAAGAACCAGUUGAAGACAAGAAAAGUGCUUCACCACCAAGCCUUGACUUUGGGGCACAAAAAAGGGAGGACACACCAUCUCAAACCCCUUCAGAACCAAUUAGGGACCAAAAGGGUCAAGUGGAAGCUGUAGAAAGAGUUGGUUCCAUUGCUGAGCCUCGAAUGAGUGAAAAGGAGUUGGAACCAGCAUCACCAAGGUCAUCCACAAUGCAAAGAGAUGAAAAGCCACAAAAGGGUCAAGAGGAGGAUGAGCCAAAAUCAACACCAGCUGUGACAACCAAAAUGGAAACAGAUAAAAAGCCUGAAAAGGGUCAAGAGGAAUUUGGACCAAGACCAACAACAACAACGCUAACCAAAGUCAAAACAGCUGAAAGGUACCAGCAGGGUCAAGAGGAAUUUGAACCAAGAGCAACACCAGCAAUGCUAACCAAAGUAAAAACAGCUGAAAAAAUUCAAAAGGGUCAGGAGGAAAUUGAACCUAAAUCAACAGCAACAAUGGAGCAGAAAAUCAAAAGAGAUGAGCAACCUCCAAAGGGUCAUGAGGAAGGUGAGCCAACACCUGCAAUAACAAAUAUUUCCAGAAAGCCAACAGUUAAAGAGCAAUUGGAGGAAAAGAGGAUAGAAGAAACAAGUGUUGAUGCUGCUAAGAAGGAAAGGAACUCAAAGAAUGAAGCUAAAGAGGAAGCUUAUGAGUCAAGACACGCGAAAGUUAAGGAGCAAGCUGAUUUUAAAGAGAAAGAAAAUUUUGUGGCCAAGGAAGCAGAAACAAGUGCUCCAAAAGUUCAGAAGAAAAAGGAGAAAAAAGGGAAGAGUGAAGAGAAUGCAGUGGAAAGGGUUGGAGGUGUCUCCCAUGCUUUUUCAAAAGUAGCAUUGAAUGAGGAAGAGAAAAAAAUAGCAACAAAUAUUGGUGCUGCAGUUCUGGUCAUUGCUGCAUUGGGAUAUUAUUUAUCUUACAGGUUUACCUCUUGAUUUGAACUUAAAACAUGUUCCAAUCAAUGUAUGCUUUCUCGCACUUGUACAUGAAUAAUAAACUAUAACAAAAAUCAUUUGAAUAAA